GUUGCAUCGGGACGCGUGCUGCGAUGCGUUAAUUAUAUUUGCAAAGAAGUGUCGAAGAUUAUUGAAUGCGGCUUAUAACGCUAUGCUCUAAUCCUUACUUAGCAAAAGUAUAGUAUCGCACAGACGUCAAAACAUCUGACAAGUGUUCCAAGCACUACAAAACACGCUCCAGAGAAUUGUUCGCCUUUAUAGAGAUGCCAAGAGUUCUUCAAGUCACUGAUGUGCUUGUAUUUGCUUUCAUUAGCGCAAUGCUGGUGAGAACGGAACGUGCACUGUAUUUUGUCACUUGGCCUAAUGACACGAUCGUGAUGAUUAACGAGACCGUCAAAUUCCGUUGGUUGUACGAAGCCAAAGAUAUGGAUGUUCAUAUAACGUGGGGAACUUCAAAACCGAACGAAAAGGUCCCGACGUUCCACGAAGUAUUUUUCACUGCAAGAAAUUACGAGGAAAAUGGAGAAGUUGUAGGGUCUCUUGAAAUGCCACCGAGGUACAGAGGUCGCGUUGAAGUCAUUGGACAAGGACGUGGAGAUGCCACUAUGCAAAUCCGUAAUGUAACGCUCGGAGACGAAGGAAGUUAUCUGUGUGAAAUUACCGAUGCUUCUGGCGGUUGGGACACUUUAUCCAGAGCGGUGACUUUGCACGUGCUGGUUCCACCUACAAUUGUAAGUCAUCCAUCUGCAACAAUAUUACUCAAAGAGGGUGAAAACCUCAAACUAGGAUGCAAAGCAACGGGAAAACCUACUCCUAAAGUUGUUUGGUAUAAAGAAAAUAAUGAGCUAUCACAACGCCAUGGUACUGCUGAGCACGAACGAUCUGAUGUGACCAAAUUGGAUGCAGGCAGAUACAGAUGUGUGGCAACGAACAAUUCAACGACACAAGAUUAUUAUGAAGUGGAUGUCAUUGUAAACUAUAAGCCCGUAGAAACCAAAAUAAAAACCGAUGCUCCAAAGAAUACUUUGUGUAAGGGAACUACACUCAAAAUAAUUUGUGAGGCACAAUCAAAACCUCCGCCGAAAUUUAAAUUGUACCACAAGUAUGGCAAUGAAACCAAGGAAAUUAAAAAAAAUGGGGCAACUCACGAAGGCGUAUUUCUCAUCAAGGACAUUCAACCCAAACAGAGAGGCAGUUAUUUAUGCAUACCAUCAAAUGAUGUUGGACAGGGGGAGAAAGCCGAACUCAAGGUCUUUGUUAAAUUUUCACCAAAUAUAUCUAAUCUCUCAGCAACAAGCCACGUCGUAAAAAUAAAUGACACAUUGAACCUGGUAUGUGAAGCUGAAGGGAAUCCUGCUCCUCAUAUUAAAUGGGUACAUGAAAAUAGAAUGAUUUACAAGCGUCAAGUACAUCAGGCUCGCAUUAUUUUUCAUCAUGUCCAAGCAAAACACCAAGGUUUAUAUACCUGCACCGCUUCAAAUGGUAUUUUACCAGAUGCAAUCAAGAGUGUUUUCAUCGAUGUUUUAUACAAACCCAUUUCUGAAACGCUGAGGCAAACAAUUGUCGCUCAAAUAGGUGAUGCAAUGGUAAUUAGGUGCAAUGUCAGUGCAAAUCCGCCACCAAAGUUUUUGUGGAAAAAAGAAGGCAAAAUCCUCCCAGGCACACAAACGACAAGAACUGUUAAAAUACACAAAUUAUCGGAUUUUGGAAAAUACGUAUGUGUUGCUAAUAACUCCAUUGGUUCCACUAUUCACGAAAUAAAUGUACUUGAAGUAGGAAAACCAUACUUUGUUGGUCAAGUUAAUGUUACGAAAAUAGAUGCAAAUUCUGGAUAUCUGUCUUGGAGUAUUAGUGGGAAAGGUAGAAAUGAUAUUGAAAACCAAGAAAUACAGUACCACCAGGUCGAGAGCAUCAAAGACAAAAAAAUUUUAACUUUGGAAGCAAACAAAAGAUCAUACAACCUUGACAAACUUCAAUCAAAUACAAGUUAUGUCGUUCGACUGUCAGCAAUGUAUCAAAGUUUCACAAUUAAUUCAAAGGAAAUAUAUUUUUCCACAAAGACUGGCUCAUGUUUGAAACCAAGUGAACCAAGAGAUGUUACAAUCAAUAUGCUGCCGAAUGAAAGCAUUCAACUGUCUUGGAAGCGUCCUUUCAGCUUUUGCGGAAAUCUCAAAAAAUACGUUGUACGUUACCACGAUGAAAAUAACCAAAGAUCAAAGGAGCUUAAAAAUAAUUUUGAAAGUCGCAAUCCAUCAAUCGUGAUUGAUGAGUUAUCAAACGUUGGAAAACACAGUAUAACGGUGCAAGCAAUUGGCAAAUAUCCAGGUAAACUAAGCGAAAAUUGGAAUUUAUUCAAGGUAUUGAAAUCUUAAAGAUGAGCGUUAGAAGGAACUCAAAAAGCAGUUUAAAAAUAUCCUGGAUAAAACCUUAUUCUGCUUCUCUUAUAAUCGAUAGUUAUGAAGUGUACUAUCGUCCUAAAGGGGAAGAAUGGAAGUCAAAGGAAAUAAAGUAUGGAUUAAAAAAUGACUCAUUGUCACUUAAUCUGAAUGGUCUGCACGAUUCUAAAUCAUAUGAAUUUAAGGUGCGUCACAAUAAUAUCAUUAUAAAGUUAAAUACACAAUGCACGAAAGUCUCAUUCUGAUUUAAGAAUGGAUGAUUCAAAAAUUCGGCCACAUUGUUUAGAAAUUGUGUUUAAAGUAACUAUAUGUAAGAAAAUAGAGAAAGGAAUUUAAAUCAUUGUAAUGUUUUGUUUUAAUUGCUGGAUGU
Xenia sp. Carnegie-2017 is the source of this 2697-nucleotide messenger RNA. RefSeq names its product hemicentin-2-like. NCBI's taxonomy places the organism in Eukaryota, Metazoa, Cnidaria, Anthozoa, Malacalcyonacea, Xeniidae. The transcript has 10 exons. The coding region runs from base 195 to 2303 and encodes 702 amino acids. The record is from RefSeq and is a predicted model, not a curated record. Gene Ontology annotation, molecular function: protein binding.